Dicentrarchus labrax (European seabass) is the source of this 685-nucleotide messenger RNA. RefSeq names its product NADH:ubiquinone oxidoreductase subunit B8 (gene ndufb8). The transcript is spliced from 5 exons. Gene Ontology annotation, cellular component: mitochondrion. Bases 17 to 625 code for a protein of 202 amino acids. Gene Ontology annotation, biological process: mitochondrial electron transport, NADH to ubiquinone. The record is from RefSeq and is a predicted model, not a curated record. Lineage: Eukaryota; Metazoa; Chordata; Actinopteri; Moronidae.
ACUUCCAACCUUGCGCAUGCGUACUUCUCAGUCUGUCAGACAGCGGCAGCCAGUAAACAUGGCUGUUGUUGGCUUCCGACGGUGGGCCAAAGCCCUUUCUAAAGGGAAAGGUUCUGGGAUUUCAGCCCUUUUGUCGGGAUGUAGAGCAGCCUCUGGUGGGUCAAAGGAUGUUAUACCGGGUCCUUACCCGAAGACCCCCGAGGAGAGAGCUGCUGCUGCGAAGAAGUACAACAUGAGGGUUGAGGACUAUGAACCGUAUCCCGACAACGGCGAGGGGUAUGGUGAUUAUCCAAAGCUACCAGAUAGAUCACAGCAUGAGAGAGAUCCCUGGUACAAGUGGGACCACCCUGACCUGAGGAGAAACUGGGGAGAGCCGAUGCACUGGGAUUUUGACAUGUACAUCCGGAACCGUGUGGAUACAUCUCCCACCAUUGUACCUUGGCCCAAAAUGUGCAAAUAUCUGUUUGGCUACAUCGGGUUCAUGCUGUUGAUGUUCUACCUUGGGGAGAAAUUCCCAUCUUACCAACCCGUUGCACCAAAACAGUAUCCUUAUAACAACUUGUACCUGGAGAGAGGAGGCGAUCCGGAAAAACAACCAGAGGAAGUCACAAAUUAUGAAAUCUAAUGACUAAAUCUGAUUCUACUAUGUAUAUUUCUGUCAAAAAUAAACAUGUUAACAGUUCAA